Molecule: messenger RNA, 675 nt
Organism: Neopsephotus bourkii (Bourke's parrot)
Lineage: Eukaryota; Metazoa; Chordata; Aves; Psittaciformes; Psittacidae
Product: T-cell receptor-associated transmembrane adapter 1
Exons: 6
Coding region: 9-533 (174 amino acids)
Biological process (GO): positive regulation of T cell receptor signaling pathway; negative regulation of receptor recycling
Cellular component (GO): T cell receptor complex
Source: RefSeq, a predicted model, not a curated record
UUACAGACAUGGACUGCCAUUUUUCUGUCUGGGGAGUUUUGGCCUUUUUGAGUUUGGCCCUGAUUGUUUCCUUGGUACUGAACAUCUCACACUAUAUGACAAAGAAGCAAGCUAAAUUAUAUAACGACUACGAAGAGAACAGCCCAAGCUACAAUAACCAUCACACAGAAGAUGACCCAGUUUAUGGCAACCUUAAUCAAGAUAUUUUAGAGGAAUGUUGUUAUGAACAGAUGACGUCCCAGCCUCAAAGACCAGUUAAUCAGCUACAGGUGGAGCCUGCCAAUCAGAUGUGUUAUGCCUCGCUUGAUCACAGUGUGAAGGGAAAACACAGAAAACCAAGGAGAAAGACAGACCCUUCCUUAGAAGAGGGUGAAGGAAGAUCAUCUAACCACACCACAAUGGCUUCCAAAGUCAGCAUUUACCUCAAUAGCGACCAGCUGGCUGCUGAAAACCCAGCCAAAGUAGAAGCCAUUCAUGAUGACCCCAUUCGCUUAAUGGGUUUGAUUCAUACUGCAAAAGGAGAGAACAUUUGAAUUGUCUUCACGAACCAAAUAUGCAAUCAGAACUUGAGAUCUACUUGUUCAUUCGGAGGGAACAGUGAAUCACUGGAAAUAAUAUUCUGGCAAACUGACAUCCCAAAAAAUGGUAUAAAAUGGGUAAGUUGUGUCUUCCAAG